GUCUCGUCAAAGCACCUUACUGUGGCUUGUCCCCGCUUUGACAAGAUGCUGUCAGGAGACUGGAUGGAAGCGAAGCAGAUCUACCUAGAUGGCUGCCGUCACGUGGACUUGGAAGGAAAUUUCGACCCCGCGGCACUCGGCAUCCUGCUGAAUGUUCUUCACGGGAAGACACGCAUUAUUCCGAAAACCCUCGACCUCGACAUGCUGACCAAGGUGGCAGUUCUGGUGGACGACUUUGGGUGCAACGAAGCAAUUCAGAUCUGGUCGGACUUGUGGAUUCAAAAGCUGGAAAUCGAAUUACCCAUGGUAUCGGAAGCGGCCAGUGAGGAGUAUCUCAAGAACUGGAUCGUGAUUUCUGCCGUCUUUGGAAAACCCUCCGUGUUCCGAAAAGCCACGCAGUUGGUACUCCUACAUGGCUCGGACUCGAUUAACUCAUCAGGCCUCCCAAUACCAGCCACCGUGGACGAAAGUAUCAACAGCAAGAGGAUCGACUUGAUCCAACAGCUUUUGGAUGUGUUGUACAACCUAAUUGACACCUUGAAUGGAAACGACGGUCUGUACAGCGGGGAACACAGGUGUGUACUGCUUGGUGCUUUGCUCCGGCAGAUGACCGAAAAGGGGAUUCCCUGGACUCGACCCGACGCACCGUUCUCUGGCUUCAGCUUUGAACAUCUAGCCAAAUGCAUCAUUGAAUUUUGGACACCA
Cryphonectria parasitica EP155 is the source of this 705-nucleotide messenger RNA. RefSeq lists its product as uncharacterized. The annotation marks the transcript as partial. Lineage: Eukaryota; Fungi; Ascomycota; Sordariomycetes; Diaporthales; Cryphonectriaceae. The record is from RefSeq and is a predicted model, not a curated record. The transcript has 2 exons.